Messenger RNA from Pygoscelis adeliae (Adelie penguin), 732 nucleotides. RefSeq lists its product as uncharacterized. Lineage: Eukaryota; Metazoa; Chordata; Aves; Sphenisciformes; Spheniscidae. The record is from RefSeq and is a predicted model, not a curated record.
AUGGCAACAUCUGAAAUGGCUGCAAGCGUCCCAUUGGGCGUGCAGAGAUCAGCCAUCGUGAUCCCAUGGUCCUUGCUGCUGUCUCCGGCUGUCCCGGCUAGGAUACAGAGUAUAAAUCCUUACAAAUCAUGUCAGAAGAGUCAUUCUUCCCAAGGUGAUUAUUCAAAGGAUUUUGAAGAUCUGAAUAGCUUUGAAGAGCUAUUUGGGCAGCAAUAUGAGCAUUCAACAGGGAAAGAAGAUUACAAUGGUAAUUACAUAGGGGAAUAUGCUAGAGUUAUAGGCAAACAGUUACAAGAACCUGGUCUUGUGGUGGAAAUAAUAUACCUAUGUAAGUCAGAUCUCACACGUGCACUCCAAGAAGUUAAAAAUGGGUUUUGUAUUCUUGAACAGACCAAUGUAGCACUUUCCUCUUGGACUGCAAUUGUGCUUCAUUAUGCUAUCAAAAGAAACUAUAUCUUCUCUGUAGUGCAUCAUAACAUGCCUGUGGAGGAUUCACUGGCUCUCAUACUUAAAGCUUUUGGCAAUAUAUUUGCUGAGUGUGAGCAACAGGAGUGUACCAGGGUUUCACACAAGGCAGCUGAUGUGGUAGAUGACUGCCUAGUGUGGGAGCUGAGAUGUACAGUGUGCCUCUGGAUGUUACAUAUUUCUGUUAAGCGUGGGAAAUAUCUGGAUUGGGUGGAGUUCAACUUGCUACGAGCUAUGACACUGAUCAAGAAAGAGUUUGGGAAAUAG